Melospiza georgiana is the source of this 2048-nucleotide messenger RNA. RefSeq names its product death associated protein kinase 3 (gene DAPK3). The transcript has 9 exons. Gene Ontology annotation, cellular component: nucleus; cytoplasm. Bases 168 to 1538 code for a protein of 456 amino acids. NCBI's taxonomy places the organism in Eukaryota, Metazoa, Chordata, Aves, Passeriformes, Passerellidae. Gene Ontology annotation, biological process: positive regulation of apoptotic process; protein phosphorylation; intracellular signal transduction. The record is from RefSeq and is a predicted model, not a curated record. Gene Ontology annotation, molecular function: ATP binding; protein serine/threonine kinase activity.
GCGGGGCCUGCUGUGCUGGAAUGUGGCGGCGGCGGCGCGGGCGGCGGCGGCCCAGGUUGGGAGCGGGGGCCGGUGCUGAUGAGGGGUGCUGAUCCCCGGCUGCUCCCGCUCCUGACACCCAGCGCUGGCAGCGGCGGGGCGGCUCCCGCUCCGAGGGCCCCGCAGCCAUGUCCACCUUCCGCCAGGAGAGCGUGGAGGAUUUCUAUGAGAUGGGAGAGGAGCUGGGCAGCGGGCAGUUCGCCAUCGUCAGGAAGUGCCGCGAGAGGAAGACGGGGCUGGAGUACGCGGCCAAGUUCAUCAAGAAGCGGCGGCUGUCGUCCAGCCGCAGGGGCGUGAGCCGCGAGGAGAUCGAGCGCGAGGUGGACAUCCUGCGCGAGAUCCAGCACCCCAACAUCAUCACCCUGCACGACAUCUUCGAGAACAAGACCGACGUGGUGCUCAUCCUGGAGCUGGUGUCCGGCGGGGAGCUCUUCGACUUCCUGGCCGAGAAGGAGUCGCUGACGGAGGAGGAGGCCACGCAGUUCCUCAAGCAGAUCCUGGACGGGGUGCACUACCUGCACUCCAAGCGCAUCGCCCACUUCGACCUCAAGCCAGAGAACAUCAUGCUGCUGGACAAGAACGUGCCAAACCCUCGCAUCAAACUCAUCGACUUUGGGAUCGCCCACAAGAUUGAGGCUGGCAACGAGUUCAAGAAUAUCUUUGGGACCCCAGAGUUUGUAGCCCCAGAAAUUGUGAACUACGAGCCCCUGGGGCUGGAGGCUGAUAUGUGGAGCAUCGGGGUCAUCACCUACAUCCUGCUGAGCGGAGCCUCCCCAUUCCUGGGGGAGACAAAGCAGGAGACGCUGACCAACAUCUCUGCUGUCAACUACGACUUCGAUGAGGAAUAUUUCAGCAACACCAGCGAGCUGGCCAAGGACUUCAUCCGCCGCCUGCUGGUCAAGGACCCCAAGAAGCGAAUGACCAUCGCCCAGAGCCUGGAGCACCCUUGGAUUAAGGUGAUCAAGAGGAGGAACGUGCGCAACGAGGACAGCGGCAAGAAGCCCGAGCGGCGCCGGCUGAAGACCACGCGCCUCAAGGAGUACACCAUCAAAUCCCACUCCAGCAUGCCCCCCAACAACACCUACAUCAACUUCGAGCGCUUCUCCAAGGUCAUGGAGGAGGUGGCUGCGGCCGAGGAGAGCCUCCGAGAGCUGGGGAGGAACAAGAAGUCCUUCCAGGAGGACAUCGAGGCGCUGCUGUCCAUCUACGAGGAGAAGGAGUCGUGGUACAAAGAGGAGAACGAGAGCAUCAGCCAGGACCUGCGGCAGAUCCGGCAGGAGCUGCACAAGACGGAGGCGCUGAAGAAGCAGGCGCAGGAGGAGACCAAGAGCGUGGUGCAGGCGGCCAACGGGCUCAAGCGGCGCUACCGCAAGCUGGAGAACCACUACGAGGCCCUGGCCAAGCAGGUGGCCUCGGAGAUGAAGUUUGUGCAGGAGCUGGUGUGGUCCAUCGAGAGGGAGAAGCUGCAGAGCAGCGAGGGCGACGGCAGCAUCCGCUAACCCUGCUCACCCCCGGGGGCUGCGCUGCUCCCCCUGCUCCUCCCUUGGGGCUGGGGCUGCUCCUGGUGCCCCUGCUCAUCCCCGGUGCCCCUGCUCACCUCCUGGGGGCUGGGGCUGCUCCUGGUGCCCCUGCUCACCCCUGGUGCCCCUGCUCACCCCCGGGCAGUGCCCCAGCUCGGUGUUAAGGGGGGGUUUGUGCCUCCCUGGAGCCCCUCCUCGGGGUGCUGGGGCUGUGCCACGUGCAGCUCCUCUCUGGCUCCUGUUCCUGCACUCCCCAGGACGUUUGUCCCCCCCUGUCACCCGGGUCCCGUGGGGGCUUGGUGUGCAGAGCUCCCCUCUGCACUGCAGCAGCAGCCACGCACGGGCUGGGACCAAGGACUGAUCCCUGUGUGGCCUCACGCUCCGCAGCCCCCCCUGCACCCCACAUUCCCCCCAGGCUGCUGCACCCCUUGUGCCCCUGUCCCAGCCCUGGCUCCCCCUUUUCCCACAAUAAAGGUUUCUGUGUAGUGG